This is a messenger RNA of Ctenopharyngodon idella (grass carp), 10098 nucleotides long. It is a transcript of the gene trim37, whose product is annotated as tripartite motif containing 37. The coding region runs from base 229 to 3117 and encodes 962 amino acids. The record is from RefSeq and is a predicted model, not a curated record. Gene Ontology annotation, biological process: protein autoubiquitination; negative regulation of centriole replication. The transcript has 25 exons. Gene Ontology annotation, molecular function: ubiquitin protein ligase binding; ubiquitin protein ligase activity; zinc ion binding. Gene Ontology annotation, cellular component: aggresome; peroxisome. Lineage: Eukaryota; Metazoa; Chordata; Actinopteri; Cypriniformes; Xenocyprididae.
ACACGGUCUCCCAUGGUGACUGACAUUGACAUAUAGGCGCUACAUUCGCUGCUUGCUGCUAGUCUAUAAACAAGCAGUCUGAUGCUACAAUACCUGUUUAUAAAACACUAAAUUAAUAGCGUUUGAUGUAGACAGUCGGAUUGACGGAUUUGAGUGCAACAUUAAAAGUGAAAGCACCAGGAUUUUCCCGUCAGAUAUAUUUGGCUGUCAGAAGUCAAACUGGCUGAGAUGGAUGAGCAGAGUGUUGAGAGUAUUGCGGAAGUUUUCCGAUGCUUCAUUUGCAUGGAAAAGCUGCGCGAUGCCCGUCUAUGCCCUCAUUGUUCCAAACUCUGCUGUUUCAGCUGCAUACGGCGAUGGCUGACUGAACAGAGAGCUCAAUGUCCCCACUGUCGAGCUCCGCUUCAGCUGAGGGAACUGGUCAACUGUCGCUGGGCAGAGGAAGUGACUCAACAACUGGACACACUGCAGCUCUGCAACCUCACAAAACAUGAGGAGAACGACAAAGACAAGUGUGAGAACCAUCAUGAAAAGUUGAGCGUGUUCUGCUGGACUUGUAAGAAGUGCAUCUGUCACCAGUGCGCUCUGUGGGGAGGCAUGCAUGGAGGUCAUACGUUCAAACCCCUGGCCGAGAUCUACGAGCAGCAUGUGACGAAGGUGAACGAGGAGGUGGCUAAGCUGCGGCGCCGGCUAAUGGAGCUCAUUAGUCUGGUUCAAGAAGUGGAGAAGAACGUCGAGGCGGUGCGUGGUGCGAAGGAUGAAAGGGUGAGGGAAAUCCGGAAUGCUGUAGAAAUGAUGAUUGCUCGGCUCGAUAAUCAGCUCAAGAACAAACUCAUCACGCUCAUGGGACAGAAGACCUCUCUGACACAGGAAACAGAACUGCUGGAGUCUCUGCUGCAGGAAGUGGAACAUCAGCUGCGUUCGUGCAGUAAGAGCGAGCUGAUCUCUAAGAGUCCAGAGAUCCUGCUCAUGUUCCAGCAGGUUCACAGGAAACCAAUGCAGUCUUUUGUCACCACUCCUGUCCCACCAGACUUCACCAGUGAGCUGGUCCCUGCCUAUGACUCCAGCACUUUUGUUUUGGCAAACUUCAGUACUCUGCGGCAGAGAGCCGACCCCGUCUACAGCCCCCCGCUCCAGAUAUCAGGCCUGUGCUGGAGGUUGAAGGUUUAUCCGGAUGGCAAUGGAGUUGUUCGGGGAAACUAUCUCUCUGUUUUUCUGGAGUUGUCUGCAGGGCUUCCUGAGACGUCCAAAUAUGAAUACAGGGUGGAGAUGGUCCAUCAGGCCUCCAGUGACCCCACUAAAAACAUCAUUCGAGAGUUUGCAUCGGACUUUGAGGUGGGCGAGUGCUGGGGGUAUAACAGGUUCUUCAGGUUGGACCUUCUCGCCAGUGAAGGAUACUUGAAUAUGCAGACUGACACUCUUGUGCUCAGGUAUCAAGUGCGAUCACCUACAUUUUUUCAGAAGUGCAGAGAUCAGUAUUGGUAUAUAACUCAGCUGGAGUCGGCCCAGUCCAGUUACAUUCAGCAGAUCAACAACCUAAAAGAGAGGUUGGCCAUAGAACUGUUCCGUCGGCAAAAGUCGCGGAGUUCCUCUCCACCUGAUCGGCGUCUCUGCCCCACGACUUCCUCUGGGAGAGACUCUCGUCAGGGGAAGAGCUCCGUACUGGAGGAAGGGAGUCAGGCAGCAUCAGUAGGGACUAAGGAAGAUGAGGAUGAAGAGAAGACCCAGCAUGAUGACUCUAAUGAGUUGUCUGACGGGGAUCUGGAGGUGGACUGUCUAACUGGAGAUGAAGAUGUCAAUCCUCUGGAUGGAAGUAGCACCUCUGGGAGCUCAACAGCCACCAGUAACACAGAGGAGAAUGACAUUGACGAAGAGACCAUGUCUGGUGAGAAUGACGUGGAGUACAGCGGGAAUCUAGACCUUGAGGAAGGUGAAUUACCCGAUGAUGUUGCCGGGGCAACAGGAGAUUCUGGUGCCUGUGCCCGGGGUUCAAGGCGUGGGGCAGGUGCAAGUUCAGCCAGCCUCCUGGAGAUCGACCCGGUCAUCCUCAUCCAACUCUUGGACCUGAAGGACCGCAACCAUGUGGAGUCACUGUGGGGGAUGCAGCCCCGCCCCCCUACCUCUCUCCUCCAGAGCCAAGCUGCUGCUGUGCCCUCUCGUAAAGAGCGUGAGCGUCGUCCUCAGGCGGUGCGUCGUUCAGCCCCGGACUCGGGGGUCCUGAUCAGACUGAAGGCUCAGAUGGCAGAAGUGCGCAGUAAGAUGUCGGACGUGAAAGGGCAGCUGGAAGCUCGUGGUGGAGCCGGUCGAGUCUCCUCUCAGGGAGCCUCAAACCAUGAGCAGGGCCCCUCCAUGGACUCAGAGAUGGGACCCAGCCGCAAACCCAGUGAACUGCUCUUCAAAGCGCCCAUCUCAUCACGACACUCUCGCAGUGGAGUGAAGAAGGCUGGUUCUCCUAAGCAGGAGAGUGUGGGGGCGCUGGGUGGACUGUCCCUGCGCCGGGGUGUGGAUGCUGGGGAGAAAGAGCUGAGAGGAGCAGGGCGAGAGUCCCCUACUGAACCUGCUCUGUGUCCCAGAGAGGGACCCUCCUCCUUGGAUGGCUCCCUGAAAGCACGGAGUGUGCAGAGUUCUCCUCCCUCGCUGGGAAGCAGCUCCUCUUCCUCUGAUAAACCCUCCGGCUCUAAACACGAGGAACUGCUGUACGGAGCUUCAGCUUCAGGCCUGUUCAGCAUCACAGCUCUCAAUGAAGCGGCUGCACCCGCCACCAAACAGCGCAGGACUCCAGCCAUUGGACCUGGCCUGCUGACAGACAGCUCUCUGAACUGUGAUCAAGAGAGUGCCGACGAGAUCCAUCAGUCACUGCUGUCACUGGCUGAGCCAUCGUCCUCUUCCUCCUCACGCCCUGAUGAAGGUCUCCUCAGUCAAAAACAGCCUCACCACGUGCUGCCGAGCAUGAGCAGCGACAGCGAGCUGGACUGUGACACGGAGAAUGAGAAUGAGGAUGAGGUUGUGGCUCUGGAGGCUGGAGACUGUGCGUUUGACACCAGAACACUACCCUGCCCAGGCGAGCAGCUGAUCCCUGAUGAUCUGAGCUUUGUGUCCGGAGAGACCACAGAGAGGUGAUCCGCCACAGUGCUACAGAAAUGCCUUGAAGUCGUCAGGCUCUGAAUGUGCUCUUUGCAUUAUGUCUGUGCACUUACUUUAUGUUCAGAUAGAACAGGAAUAUAUCUGCUACUGUAUACAUUAUUUAAGAGAAACACAACUUUCAGGAUGGGAAAGAAAAGUGUUUUUUCCUCUCUGCAUUGUGAAAUGCGCAACAUUCCGUUAUAAAGCUUAGGUGUAUAUAUUUAAAUGUGCAUACUAGAUAAUCAUAUUACAGUUAUAUACUACAUUUCUUUAUUUUUGCAAUGCUGCUUAUUGUCAUAAAUUCAUAGGGAGUUGCCAAACACCACUUUUUUUUCCUUUGAGUCAAUAACUGGGUUCAAGUGUUUUGGCACUUUGAGUCAGAAUGUCAAUACAGGUGCUGCUCUGUUACCGAUACAUGUGGCUUUAUUCUUUGUGCAGUGUGUGUGUGUGUGUAUAUAUAUAUAUUAGUGAGGUUUUUUUUUUUUUUUGUACCCCCACUGUAACUGUCUAGUCAUCAAAGUAUAGCUUUCUAUACCCAAAACAUGUUUACAUUGACUAAAUGUUUGCAAAAAGGGAACAUGGAGCUGAUACAAGUUCAAGUAAUUUUCUGACUUUGACAGGGAUGUAAUUGUGUUUUUAUAUAUUUCAAAUAAGCAGUUAUUACACAGCUCAGUUACAAGCACUUAUGAACUUAUUAACGCUACAUUCCAAUUUUUGCUUGGUUUUUUUUUCUUUCCUUUUUUAACCCAUGUUAACUCCUAUAAGAUGUCCAAAUAAAAGGCAGUUACAUACUUAAACCAAAGUCUCAGGUGGGUCCAAGUCUGUUUUUAGCCCCAGGUCGCAUCAGAACUGCUCCAGUGUUAGUGUGGUUUAGUUUGAGCUCAGACUGUUGUGGCAGCAGCAGCUGGGAAAUCGCACCAUUUGUUGUGUAUAGAUGUCAUGACAUUAUCAACAGCUGGGGAGUGAUGCAGUUAUAUUCAUUUGAGGUCACAGUGUUGCUCUUUGCAUGUACAGCUUUCGCUCAGUACCGUCUGUUGAAAGUGUGAAUGUUUUGUUGAAAAGUGUACUGCGAGUAAUGCGUUGCUUUUGCUGUUUAAUAAUUGUUGGCUUAAGAAUUAACAACAGGUCAGUGCUUUAUACAAAUACUACUUUUUCCCCUCUGCUUCCUCUCCAGCAUGUUUUAUAGCCUCUGCAAAGUCUAAAACAAUGAUAACAGUGUUCCUUGAAUAUUCAAUGUAAAUCUAAUGCUGUUCUUUGUGCUGUAAUAAUAAUAAUAAUAAUAAUGUCCCUAUGUUGAUGUUUCAUGUUUCAUAUUUCAUAUGAGCAAGAGGGCAGUGUGUUUACGGCUUUCUUUCUCUAGCAUGUUUUUAAAGAUUUUUUUUGGGGGGGCGGGGGGGGGAUAUGCACAGAAUGUACUGUAUAUUUAUCUAAAUUAAAACCUGAACAAAUAAAUGACGCGAUACUAUAAAAUGCUUUAUUUUUCUUUGAGUGACAUAAAUUGCAGUGUUCAAAGUGUACAAAAAAUAAAUAAAAAUUACAGGUCCAAUUUCACCCCAAAUAAAAAUUAUAUAGUAAAAUCUAAUGAAAAGACAUAAUUUAAGAUAUAAACCUUAUUCAGAGCAGCGCCAUGACAGGUGUAAAAUCGAGGCUGUUAUCUACCGUGUUUUUAAUGGCAUCUGCUGUAAAAGGCUGUAUAAAGCUCCUAGAUCACUUAUAAUGUUCCACAACUCAAGUUGUCUGGAGUUUUUUUGUCAGCUGAAAACAUGGCGCUGCUGUGAAUAAGGUCCAAAAAAUACUUAUAUGUGUUCAGUUACAUUUUGUAUUAUUUAUGACAGACUUUUAGACAACUUUUAUAGACUUUAGAAAAGUCUUUUGGACUUUUCAUUUUAUUUUAUUUCCUGGCAUUCCAACUUUUUUCCAAUAUAUAUAUAUAUUUUUUUUUUAAAUCAGCAUAAAUUAAAUGCAUUUAUUAUACUAUUAUCUAUACAUAUAUUUUAUAUUAAAAAUAUAUAUUUUAACUUUCUUUGUUAAAAUUUUCAUAAAAAUGUCACUUCAAAAAUUGAUUCUAAAAACAGAUUUCUAAAACCUAAACUUUUUUUUUUUUUUUUAGAUUUUGAGGUCCUGGAUCUGAGCCCAAAAAGAAUUAUAUAAUAAAAUAUGAGAAAAAAUUAAAUCUAAAAAAAUGUUUGUGUUAAAUUAAAUCUAGGUUACUUUUUUCAAUUAAGCAGAUUUUUUAUUAUUAUUAUUUUUUUUUUUUUUUUUUUAAAUUAGUUUACUGUUUUUGAGUAUUUUUUUGGCAAGGUGACAUUAAAUAUUUUUUAUUUUAUUUACUGUAUAAUACAGUAAUUUUUUUUUUAAAUCAGCAUACGUUAAUACAUUAAUAGCAACACAGCAAAUACCUUUAUUAUACCAUUAUUUAUAAAUACACUUUAUAUAUAUAUAUAUAUAUAUAUAUAUAUAUACUUUAUAUAAAGUUUAUUUAUUAAGCUAAACUUAAUUAAAAGUUUCAUUAGAAUUUUCAUAAACAUUUCACACUUCAAAAAACCUAAUGAUUCUAAAAAUAGACUUCUAAAACAUAAACUAUAUUUUAUAUUUCUUGCUUCAUUUGGGGUGAAAUAUGACCUGGAUGUGGUUUUCAUGAGAUUAUUCACCCACUAACUGCUGUGUGUGUGUAUGUGCGCGCGCAUGUCCGCUGUCUGUCUGCACCUGCUGUCUAGUCUGUACGAUGUGCAGUGCCAGGUCGGUGCUGUGUGAGAAUAAGCCCAGCAGUGUUUAUGUGGAUGAGUGCGUGUUGGCUCUGAUUCUGUCCUCUUCACAUCCGUUCCUGCCCCUCCUCCAGCACCUGACUGCCAACACUCACUUCAGUCUCUAUAAAGACAUGUUGCAAUAGAUCCGUGUCAGUAUCAGGAUAAUAAUAACAUACCUGGUUGGCUUAUACAUCCUUCAACAUUCCCAGUUAUUUAAGCCUCUAAAUGUGUGUGUGUUUUGUGCUGUGAUGACCGAUCUUCAGGCCAUUUCAGAGGAUUUAUGUAACACGGCGGACCUUUUUUUGUAGGGAAAGUGUUGGACACUAAGUACACAGUUUUAAUUUACUGCUCAUCCAGAAAGCGGAACACUAAAUCCUGUUCUCAGUGCAAUUCAUCACCUUCAAUCUGGACCACUCAACCGGAAAAAUCCAGCUUAAAUUUUAACUCAAGUAAACAUCUUUUUUUUUAGUUACAGGUAUUUUAGACACAAUAGCACUGGAUGGCUUUCACUUGUGCUAGAUUUAAAAUAAAAUACAUGUGCAAAAAUGUCUGUUUAAUGCAUCAAUCCUAAUUUCCAAUGCUUUAACACAACAUCACUGUUGAUUUUGUUUGAAAUCAGUCUUUUAGACCGAAAUUGAACUUGUUUGCUAUGCUUUCAGUGACAGCUUGAGACAAAAGUACAACACAUGACAUAUUUUGCGUAACAAUUACGUAAACUACAUGUUUGAAAAGGAAAAGCUCUUCUGAAGUUCAGCAGGGACUUUAAAAAUAUAGCCAUAAAUAAGUUAAGAAUGAUUAAAGUUUAAUAUACACGCCACAACACAGACCAGGAGACACUUCCUGUGCUAUAGUCUCCAUCACACCUGAACUGCUGAUAAACACCAGCUACAUGCUGUUAUGUACGUAUAUAGGCCUAGACAUAAUUAUAAGACUAUUUUAUAAUUAUUAUAUAGUGUCAUUUAAAAUCAUGUCAAAUAAAGUCUAUAACCAGGUGACAUAACGUUGCAUGUGUGACAAGGACUCGCGCUCCUUUCGCCACAGGAAGUGCAAGUAGCUUGAUUAAAAAGCAGCUUGUUCAAUUAAAUUGUCCUGUGUUAUUGCCAGGGCCUGACAGGUGGAGGACGGAGACUAUAAUUACACGUCCUGGCUCAGAAAGCCUUCAGGGGUCACAACCAGGCCUUGUGUGUGACAGCAAAAAGGACUCGCUGUACUUCAGAUCUCAGAACACACACAAAUUAAUUGAAACAGUUAAGCUGCUACUUAUGCAUAGCCUAAGGUAAGACUGAAACAUGUCUGAGACUGUAAAAACUACUGUAAAUCUUAAGGGAUUUACACAAACAUAUGUUAUUAUUACACUAAUACUGAAUAUCGGCAUAAACUAGGGGUUUGGGAAAUCUGAAACCAGUUAGUGGAUAUGUCAUAUGCCAGUCAGCCUCACGAACAUACCAACAUUGUUCUGACUGAACGGACCCUAAAGAUGCAGUGAAAUUCCAGCAAAAAUUUUCUGGCAAAAAAGUUCCAUUUAUCGUCAAUAGUGUAGCGAUGUAUGAAGCACAGCACAGAAGUCACUUUCAAAUCGGGCUUUCUGUUGGUCAACGCGGCAAACCAACUUGUUUGAAAAAUGGUAUGGAUUCCUACUGAAAUUACUGUAUUUGGCAAGCGAAAAGUAAAUGUGACCGUGCCGUAAGAGUCACUUUUUUGUGAAUCAGCGCUGUGACUACUGUUUCAUGUGGGAAUGUUUAAAUGACGCCUGAAGAUAUAUUUAAAUUCCCCCUGUAAUCAAUAAUUUUAUCUCUUAAAACUUAACUUGAUCACCAAAGUGACAUUUAAAAAAAAUUUCCUGUGAAAAAAAAUUCUUCAUGUUUUAAAAUAGCUUGAAUGUAGCCUGAACUCUACACCCUUGCUUCAUUUAAUAUACGUGGAUCUAUGAAUAUGCUAAUUAGCCCCGCCUCCACUCACUCGCAUGAGCUCAGAGAUCCACUCGGUCAACUUACUGAGGUAAACGCUGCACAAUGGUAUCGCUCUUUACAAUGUCAGAUACACGACGGUAAUUAAUAUGAUUAGCCUUUUGCUUGACUACAUUUUCAAACAGCUGCUCAUAAUGUGUUGUUACUGUUACAAACCAUGUUCCCGUUUGCGAGUGAGACGGCUGUCUUCAAAAAAUCAGUAUCCUUAGAAACGCUUUGAACACCUCAGAACAUCAGUGAGAAAGGCAUAUUCAUCAUAUGAAUACGAUACAUAUGAAGGCAUAACAUCGUUAUACUGAGAAUGCAAAAAAACAGUAUGCGAACAGAGUAGUAUAUCAGAAUUCAUGGUAUUCGAAAAACAGUAGGCUAAAAGUACACUGAUGACACUACUUCCGGCGAGAUUCUGAAGUGCCACGCUGGUAGGUCAUGUGAUAGUAACAACAUGGCGGAUGUAGUACGUCCGAAUUCAUUCAUACUAGACGCGUUUUAGUCAUUUUCGCGGAACUCUGUGAAUGGCUGAACUCGAAAAAUGCAAAUAACUUUCCCGUUUUUAGUACAUUGUUGUCAUGUAAACAUACACUUAAAUUUUUUGUAGCAUUUUUUGUUGUUGUUCAGUGGCAUGCCAUAUAAUCUUUGCAGGGUGUAUUUGCAAAACAUACCUAGCCUAUAUCUGUAUGAUGGAAACAAACCAGCAUUUCAGACAAAAAUUUGAGUAAAAAAAACUUUAAAAACCUUUUUGUUGUUGUUAAAUUUGAACCUUGAAGCUAUUUAAAUCAUGACUUUCAGGUCACCUUUCUUCUAUUAAUAACACUAUGACCAAAAUAUUAGUGAUCAGUCAAGCUAUGAAUCAGACCAUGAAAACUUACGCAUGCCAUUAAAAAACAAAAGCUCUUUAGAUACAGUAGUGGUUUCUCAUCAACACAGGUUUAAUAGAAUACAGUGAUGACCAUCAGUAACAUAGGUUUCUUCUUUAAGAUACGUUUUUCUUCCCCUCUAAGUUGUCUGGAAACCCUUCCUCAGCUUUGCUUUAGAGAAGACAAGCCCUUUGAAGAGCUCUCUUCACUCAUGGCUUGCGUAGGUUCAUUAUUGCUAGCAGAAAAAGAGCAGUACUCAACAGUACAUGGACAAAAAGCAGUGACAGCAAGUGAGGAGAGGGCUAACCGUCAUGAAAGAUAGAGCGCGCGCCCUUGACGCAGAAACUAUCGCUAACAGGGGAAACGCUGCGUCUAACAGUCAGUCCAUGGGGGCCAAGGCUCAAGAUUAUGUGAAGACGAAGUGAGAUGUUCUUCGUUGACAUGAACCGUCCGAAAACUUUGGUCCUUUGACUCAUUACCACUCGGUGAAUAAGCGAGAGCCUGUGACUGCCAGCGCUGCAUCUGUUAGACUCUGCGCACUUCCAAGUAGUUUUCAAGUACGUACUUCAGUGAGAAGGAGGCGGGGCCAGGGGUUACUGAAAAGCGUUACAGACUUCUGUAUCCAUCUGAGUUAUCAGUGGUGAUUAAAAUAGCACAUUUAGGAGACGGACAUCACAUACACAUCCCAAAUGUUACGCGCACUCACGCACUCAAAACAUACGUACAUGUAUACAAUAUAUGUAAGUUACUACACUUUUGAUAUAUAAUUUGUGCCCCGUACGAGGUUAUGAUCGUGAGGGAGAUUGUACAUGAUGGUGAGGGUGAAAGGGGAAGGCUAUUUCUGAAUCUAUUCGCCGCAUAUAUCAUCUCGAGCGGAGCUUCGUCGCGAGGUCCGUGUCCUGUGAGCUGCGCUCAUCCAUCUCCGGUCAUCAAUCCCGUAUCGAAGGCCUUGAGGGAACGUUUUCCGCUUCUAGUGCAGAUCUUCGAUUUACGAUUCAUGGUGCAGCUGGUGACGUGCUCAAAAACUUCCACAAGGGUAUAAAACCUGGUGACGAAUCUCACAAUGCGUACAAACAUUCGGGACAGGCGUCUUUUAAUGCGGGUAAAUGUUUCAUUGAUCCUCCUCCUUGUUCGUUUCAAGCUCUAAAGGAGGGUUCCUCUUACAUUCGACAUCUGGAUGUACAUUCUGGACCAGUUAAAAUGCACCAUGACAGUUUAACUAACCAUUCAAGCCCCCUUUUUUGACAGGAGAACAAUGAUGUCGGGUGAGAAGUGAAAUUCGUGGCUGGAGGCGGAUGAGGGGAGCCUGAAUGACAACACAUAAGCUAAGUGAUGGACGUUUAUGCCCGCCCCCCGCCCAUUAUCUAUCCCUCUGCCAACAAACAAAAAAUAAAUAAAUAAACGGAAACA